AUGUUGUCUAGAGUUUUGAAAACCAGAGGCUCACUUCAAGUAGCCAAAAAAUCAUUCAACUUACAAGCCAUUAGAUCAAAAACUGUCAUUUCAUUAUCAUCCACCCUUACAUCUUACCCCAAGGAUCACACUGAAAAGGGAGCUGAACCAUACUUGACUCCAAGUUUUCUCAAUAACGAAUUUAUCAAAUCCGAAUCCAAAGAAUGGUUUGAUAUCCAUGAUCCAGCCACCAACAAUGUUGUUGCUAGAGUUCCACAAUCAACUGAAAGUGAAUUAGAUGAAGCUAUCGCCAGUGCUCACAAGGCAUUCCCAGGAUGGAGAGACACUAGUAUUAUCAAGAGACAAGGUAUCGCUUUUAAAUUUGCUGCUUUGUUGAGAGAAAACAUGGACCGUUUGGCCGGUAUGAUUGUUUUGGAACAAGGUAAAACAUUUGCCGAUGCUCAAGGUGAUGUUCUCAGAGGUUUGCAAGUAGCAGAACAAGCCUGUAACAUUACGAAUGAUUUGAAGGGAGAAACUUUGGAAGUUAGUACUGAUAUGGAGACGAAAAUGAUUAGAGAGCCAUUGGGUGUUAUUGGAUCCAUUUGUCCAUUUAAUUUCCCAGCUAUGGUUCCAUUGUGGUCAUUGCCAUUGGUUUUGGCUACUGGUAACACCGCUGUUAUCAAGCCAUCAGAAAGAGUCCCAGGUGCUGCUAUGGUUAUUUGUGAGUUGGCUGCCAAAGCUGGUGUUCCUCCAGGAGUUAUCAAUAUUGUACAUGGUAAACAUGCUACUGUCAACAAAUUGAUUGAAGACCCAAGAGUCAAGGCGUUGACAUUUGUCGGUGGUGACAAAGCUGGUAAAUACAUUUACGAAAAGGGUUCAGCAUUGGGUAAAAGAGUUCAAGCCAACUUGGGUGCCAAGAACCACUUGGUUGUUUUGCCUGAUGCCCCAAAACAACAAUUUAUUAAUGCUUUGAAUGGUGCUGCUUUUGGUGCUGCUGGUCAAAGAUGUAUGGCUAUUAGUGUUUUGGUUACCGUUGGUAAAACUAGGGAAUGGAUUCAAGAUAUCGUCAAGGAUGCUAGCAAAUUGGUUACUGGUUCUGGGUUUGACCCAUCAUCUGAUUUGGGACCAUUAGUCAACCCAGAAUCAUUAAAGAAGGCAGAGGAAAUUAUUGAAGAUUCAGUCGCUAAUGGUGCCAAAUUAGAGUUGGAUGGAAGAGGAUACAGACCAAAAGAUUCCAAAUUUGCCAAUGGUAAUUUCUUAGCCCCAACCAUCUUGACCAAUAUCAGACCAGGCCUUAGAGCUUAUGAUGAAGAAAUUUUUGCUCCAGUUCUUUCUGUUGUUAAUGUUGACACCCUUGAUGAAGCUAUUGAAUUGAUUAAUGCUAACAAAUAUGGUAAUGGUGUUUCCAUCUUUACUUCAAAUGGUGGAUCAGCUCAAUAUUUCACCAAGAGAAUUGAUGUUGGACAAGUUGGUGUCAAUAUUCCAAUCCCAGUACCAUUGCCAAUGUUUUCAUUCACUGGAUCAAGAGGAUCAUUCCUUGGUGACUUGAAUUUCUAUGGUAAGGCUGGUGUUACUUUCUUGACUAAACCAAAGACCAUUACUGCUGCUUGGAAAGUAAACACUAUUGAUGAGGAAAUUUUGAAACCAUCCACUUCUAUGCCAAUUCAACAAUAA
This is a messenger RNA of Lodderomyces parapsilosis, 1653 nucleotides long. It is a transcript of the gene ALD6, whose product is annotated as Ald6p. Lineage: Eukaryota; Fungi; Ascomycota; Pichiomycetes; Serinales; Debaryomycetaceae. The transcript has a single exon. The record is from RefSeq and is a predicted model, not a curated record. Gene Ontology annotation, cellular component: mitochondrion. Gene Ontology annotation, biological process: thymine catabolic process; L-valine catabolic process. Gene Ontology annotation, molecular function: methylmalonate-semialdehyde dehydrogenase (acylating, NAD+) activity; malonate-semialdehyde dehydrogenase (acetylating, [NAD(P)+]) activity. Bases 1 to 1653 code for a protein of 550 amino acids.